CUGCCUCACAGCCUCAGAGGCGUCCCUCUCGCUCUUGCUGGACUCCUGCUCCCGCCUUCACAAAUCACUGCUGCUGCCUGCUGCCUUCUCUUGCCGCUGUUGCCUCAGACGCCAUCAACGCUUGCAUUUCAUAUCCAAUGCAGACGCAAGUUUGUGGUUCUCAUGGACAAGCACAGAAGUAGAUGCCGAUGUAGCAGGAGGAGAAUAAACAACAGAUGGAUGAUCAAGUCUCUGCUAUGAAAUGAAAAGGAAAGGCUUAGUGAGUGGAAUUUGGCCGAACGUUGGUAGACAUGCUCGCACGACAAUGGCUUUUUGUUACCUCGAUGAAGAUUGGUGAACGAUAGUUACGAGUUCUAAAGAUUGAUGAACGAGAAGGCUUUAGCGUUACUUUCUUCUAGUUGUAGACUAGAGGGAAUCAGCCCAGCUCCAUUAGAUUCGCUAAGUUUACUCAAUUCUUGUCCAUGAGAACCACAAACUUGCGUAUGCAUCUGCAUGCUUAAAACCUAUGAGAUACUACUAUAUGUGGUCCUCUCAAAAGAUUGCAAGCACGAGAGGAAGGCUUUUCCUGUAUUCUCGAUCUUUCUUUUCAUCAGAUACCCACAAGGAUCUGUCCUACGUUGACCUUCCUAGGCCAGCUAGGGACAAAUCUAAAAGGAAGCCAUAUCCAACCCCCAUGAAAGUGCUUAUACAGAGGGCAAAAUUGGAGAAAGAAGCAAGGAAGCUGAACCCCUGUAGGACCCUUGAACCACCUGACAAUGGGUUGCUCAUCCCUGAAUUUGUACCCAUUGCUCAUCAAGUCUACAAGGCAAGAACCAACCUCCUUGAUGGUUUGUCAAAGCUAUUGAACGUUGUUGAUGUAAAAAGGUGCAGAUUUUGCUCAGAAGUUCAUGUUGGCCACGUGGGUCAUGAAAUAAGAACAUGUACAGGCCCAAGAAGUGGUCUAAGAAAUGCCAUGCAUGUCUGGACCAAUGGGAAAGUUGUUGAUGUUGUUGGAUUUCCCUUGUGCUUCCAUCUAGAUGAUAGAGCUAAGAAACCAAGAGUUGUACAUGAUGAGAGAUCUACAGUCAAAAGGCUGCCUGCCAUUGUAGAGCUCUGCAUUCAAGCUGGAUUAGACCUUCCAAAGUAUCCAACUAUGAGAAGAACUAGGCCUGUCCACUCCAUUGAGGGAAGAAUCGUUGAAUUUGAUGAUGAUUCAGCCUCAAACAAUGACAUAAGGGAUGAGGUCAGCAUGGAUCUCCCUGGUAGUGAAUGUCUUGAUUCUGAAGAACUUACAGGUGACAUUACUGAAUUGAGCAUCAAGAUUUUAGAGUCUUGGUUCAUAAUGAAGAAUGGAGCAGAGGAACUUAUGAAAAAGUUUUCUGUCCAGACUUGCGGGUAUUGCCCUGAGGUCCAAGUUGGUCCUAAAGGGCACAAGGUGAGGAUGUGUAAAGCUGCUAAACACCAGUUUCGUGAUGGCCUGCAUGCAUGGCAGGAGGCAACCAUUGAAGACAUUAUAGGAAUGAACUACGUGUGGCAUGUGCGAGAUCGUGAUGGUCCUGCUCUGAGGAAUGAGCUCAAGAGGUACUAUGGUAAAGCUCCAGCUGUUGUUGAAUUAUGUGUACAGGCCGGUGCUCCCAUUCCUGAUGAAUUCAGGAGCAUGAUGAGGUUGGAUGUAGUUUCUCCUGACCGGGAUGAAGUGGAUCUUGUUGCUUGAUGGAGCCCAUUUUGUUUUCCUGCACCAGCCUUUUAUGAGUUGGAUGCAGAGGCCUGUGUUGACAAGGAUUGUUACCACCAACUCUCACCCAUGUAAAAUAUGCUCUGAAUUUAAUUCGAAGGAAUACAUUAUAUCUAAAAUUGUAAAGUAUUUGAGCAGAUUUUACGAUUUCA
Messenger RNA from Nymphaea colorata (pocket water lily), 1866 nucleotides. Its product is annotated as APO protein 3, mitochondrial. The record is from RefSeq and is a predicted model, not a curated record. The coding region runs from base 506 to 1693 and encodes 395 amino acids. The transcript is spliced from 6 exons. NCBI's taxonomy places the organism in Eukaryota, Viridiplantae, Streptophyta, Magnoliopsida, Nymphaeales, Nymphaeaceae. Gene Ontology annotation, molecular function: RNA binding.